AUGGCGGAAAUAGGUAUUAUUGCCUCCAUCGUAGGUGUUGCUGGAGCAGGCUUCAAGCUGUCGCUCAUACUCAAUGCCAUCAGUUGCGAAGUCGCCAAUGCUGGCCUCGAAGUCCACAGUAUUUCCAAGACCGUCACUCUUUUCUCUCUGAUGCUGAAACAAACCGGCAAUGUCCUUCAAUCCGCAGAUUCAGUCCACUCCCGCGAAGCCGUCGAAACCGUCAAAUCCAUGGCAGAUGAGAGCACGAGGGUCUUUGAUGAAAUAAAUGAUAUGCUGGAUCGCGUGCGCACCAAGCCCACUACGGAAGGAACGUCACCUACCAUCCAACAAAGAUUCAGAUGGUGCUUUAAAAAACACAGGGUCAUAUAUCUCCUAGCGCAACUCGAGAGCUUGAAGCUGAGCCUAUCCUUGAUGCUUCAGAUCAUACAGCUGGGGAAGUUGAUGGCAUCCACCUCCCGAAGGGAUCUUCCCGAAGAGGUCGCCAUCAAGACCGAAGCCAUCAAGCAAGAGCGUGCCGAGGCACAGAAUGGGGUCAUCGUCCGUUACUGGCAGAUGAGCACAAUGGACCGAUUGUUCGAGGCGUCGCAAAAAGAAGACGAGGAAGAGAGGCAAGCAAUCGUUAACAACGAAACAGUCCAAGACGACCACUUGUCAAUGAUUGCCACGGACAGCUCUCAAGUGUCAGUCGAGGUUCCUCCUCCCGAAUAUGCUCCCUCGACCGCUCUAGCGAAGCUUCCCGUCUUUUCCCUAGGCGAAUUGGACCAGACCCUCCAUCAAAUGAAGGGAUCUCCCAAGGACAUGAUUCGAGUGUCCAAUCAAGCCAUUGACCCUCUCCUCGAAAGAUGGACUCUUUGGCGAGAGGUUCGUGAACGAAGACAUAAUCGUGAUGUCGGGGGGCGAUUUGCACCGUCGGUUCAAAAUCUCAAUGAAGACGAUGAGGACAGACCAUUCCAUGAGCGAUAUCGAGAGCGAGAAGAUAGUCCUCGUGGUUACUACUUAGAAGGCAACACUACCGACUGGCGGAAGCCCAACUCCGCAUCUGCACGCUAUGAGGCGUUCCGGAGGCGUAAGGAAUACUCGAAUUAUCAGCCCAGUGUGAGCGCUGCCAGCAGUGAUGUGGAAGAUUCGCCGGGCAGCGCCAGCUCCAAAAAGCGAAGAUCGAAACGCCAUAUAAUCGACUCGGGCUCAGAAUCGUCAGCGUCGGAACCCGAUCUUGCUCAACCAAAACCCAGACGGCGAAGCAGCGGCAGUCCCACGGCUGGCCGCAAAAUACCAUUCUCUGAAGGUGCUCCUGUCGCUCACACGUACACAGCACCGGCCCAACCUCCUCCUUGGAUGAUAGCCCAGACGACACCAGGCAGUGGUCGCGCACCAUCGGUAACAUCCGCUCAAUCGACAGCGUCCAGGUUAUCGUCACCGGCUUUCCAUCCUCCCGGCCAUCGACCCUGGGCAGCUCCGGAUCAGAGCCUAGGACAUCACAGCCAAUCAUCUCCGCUGCCACCGAUACAUACCGCCAACUCUUUAAAUCCUUACGCACCACCGCAACACCAUGUGGGGUUUCCUCGCUACGUCGGACAGCCACAAGCUCAGCCGUCGCCAUACGGCCCGCCCAGCCCUCAGUCAAGGUAUAUGUCACAACCUUCAACCCGAAUGGGACCACCUCCCAGACCGCUCUCUCAGGACGGCAAACCGGCAAGAUCACCUUCUCGGUUGUCGCAAUACGGCACACCUCCUCGCAGUCAUACCGGCCGAGAUGAUGAGAAGAGGCAUUCGAGAGAGAAAACGACGAAGCAAAACCUGCGGGAGGGUGCUACAAAGGGACUACUAGGAACCGGGGCAAUUGCGGGCUUUUUGGAAGCGCUGGAGGGACUCAGCCUCUAA
Messenger RNA from Rhinocladiella mackenziei CBS 650.93, 1881 nucleotides. RefSeq lists its product as uncharacterized. NCBI's taxonomy places the organism in Eukaryota, Fungi, Ascomycota, Eurotiomycetes, Chaetothyriales, Herpotrichiellaceae. The coding region runs from base 1 to 1881 and encodes 626 amino acids. The record is from RefSeq and is a predicted model, not a curated record. Gene Ontology annotation, biological process: regulation of DNA-templated transcription. The transcript has 3 exons.